UCAGUGAUCAGUGUGUGCGUAGCUCUCUGUGGUUUCCGCUCCUGUGUGUAUAAAAGUGAGUGAGCAGUGCUGAGAGCUCAGUCUGAGGAGAGACUGCAGGAGAAUGAAGAACAACAGAACAGACAAGAACACACACAGCACAGAUGUUGUGAGGAUGAAGAGGAGGAAGGCUCUGCAGCUGGUUUCGGGCAUGCUCAGUCUGUCCCUGCUCAUCGUUGCUCUGGGUAUCUACACCAGCACUCGCACCGAGAGCCUGAGCAUCACCGGAUACGCUUCAGGAGCUAUCCUGGCGUUCGGCUCCUUCUUGGGCAUGCUGGGACUGUGCUUGGAGGAAAACCGUAAACAGCUGCUGAUUGCAGCUAUAGUGUUCCUGAGUGUGGGGAUCCUGACCAGCUUCCUGUGUCUGGUGGUGGACGGCGUCUUCAUCCUGCUUAACAUUGAUAUGCGUCCAAUGAAGGCUGGAAGAUGCCAGUUCUACACCAGCGGGAACAGCUACAUGUACGAGAACUACUACGCCUCGGUUCCGUGUCAGGGCCUGACCGAGUCCUGCAGCCUGAAGGUUCGUAGUGGAACCUGUUACUGCUGCGACCUGUACGACUGCGCAAAUGGGGGAUACCUGAAUAACUACUACGAGUUUGUGGGGGUGCAGAGCUGCGAGGACGUCCUGAGUCUGUACGUUCUGAUCUGGAUCCUGACUCUCCUAAACCUGCUGGCCUUCAUCCUCGCAAUUCUGACCACUGCUGUACUGGGUAGCAUCAAAGACCUGAAGAGUGCGGGUUCCUCUCUUCCUCUCUCAUACGACAGCAGCAUUGUCUCCUCCCCCACCGCCCCCCUGCUCACGGACCACCACGCCCACACCACACAGCAGCUCUACCCGGCUUCACUCUAUGUGCGUCCAGCAGCUUCAGGAGCAUCAGCGGCCGAUUCUCAGAGUGGACAUCCGGAGAACCAAAAGCACAUGGAACCAAACCCACCCCCGUUCGCCCCGCUCUACAACCUGCUGCCCUAAAACACUAAAGUUUACCGCUGCUUUAUAAACACUAACACUGCACAGACGCACCAGAUCCAGAAAACGUCCUCAGCGCCUCACAGAGCAAACAGACUGCAUUUAAACGACCCGCGCCAAUCAGAGAGUCUGGACCCCUUCACAGCACCCGAUCACAAAUAUCAGAUGUUUGGGGCGUCAUCAGCGACUGGGUUCUGCCUCACACAGCAGGAUUUAUUGUUUAUCCAGAUAACUUUAAGCUCAGUUCAAUCUGACUCUGAAUUUCCUGUCUCACAGUGGUGGAUCACGUUUUACCAGAAUACAUCACCAUGGCAACUAUUGCUGCACCAAGUUCAGGAUUACAUAUCAUAAACAGCUUUAACUAAUCAGGGCUGAACUUCUGACCAAUUAGCAACAGCCCUCUGACCAAUUAGGUACAGGCUUCUGACCAAUCAGGGACAGCCCUCUGACUUAUCAGGGACAGCCUUCUGACCAAUCAGGGACAGCCCUCUGACUAAUCAGGAAUAGCCCUCUAACUAAUCAGGAACAGCCUACUGACCCAUCAAGGACAGCCUUCUGACCAGUCAGGGACAGCCCUCUGACCAAUCAGGCCCAGCCUUCUGACCAGUCAGGGACAGCCCUCUGGCCAAUCAGGGACAGCCGUCUCAACAAUCUCUUCUGACUAAUCAGAUAUACUAAGAUGUGUUUAUUGCAGUGCCGUUGUUCCACCAUCCCAGAAUCAGCGAACAGCUCUCCAUCUGUGAGCGCUGACUGACCUGCCUGAUGCAGGACGUAUUUUUGAGCCUCUGACUGCAGUUUUCUGUCUUCAGGCUGAUGGAAAAUCACUGAUUUUGACUUUAGAUCUGAUGUGAACAUUUAACUGGCCGUUAGCACCAAUUUUCCCCAAUUAACAAUCAGCGCUAUCUACAAAUUAGCAUCAGUGACAGAUUCCUGCUGCUGUUUCUUGUGAGAAUAAUAGACCACGAGUGUUUCCAGGUCAAAUUUCUGUAAAUCUGAAAGCAGCUCAGAUUCAGACUCAGCCCAAUUACAGAAACUCUGCAGAUAAACGAGGCUCGCCCAGCAUGCAGACCGCUGAGUUUAUGACCAAACAGAUGUAUAAACAUCUCCGUCACCAUCACGGCAGAGAAAUAAACGAUCAGGGCUGCAUGGUAACGUGUUUUACGAGCACUGACUGCUCAAACCUGCUCCAGCCAGCUGGCAGGAUCAAAAAGAGAAACAGUAACAGUAAGAAUGACAAUCCAUCACGGCUAAACGUGUCUGUAUGAUUUGGAAAGAGUGACCGAGCUGUAAAACCGAGCUGCCAGCUUUAGAUUAGAGGUGUUGAGAGACCUGCAGGAAGUUUCAGCUGCUUUGAUCUUCUUCAUCAUCUUCAUCAUCUGCAGCUCUAUUGUCCAGUUCUAAGUGUUUAUUUGCUCGUUAGUGUAACAAACUGUCAGUAACAGAAGUGAAGCCUUCACAGAUGGAAUGUAAAUCUGUGUACAUAACCUGUAAAUAAUUUCUCUUUCUGUUUUAUAUUUUUAUGACUUCUACACUUUAGAGUGAGUAAGACUUUCCUACAUCCUGAGAAAGACGCAUUUUAUACCACAGUGUAUUUACAAUUAAACUCU
Molecule: messenger RNA, 2613 nt
Organism: Colossoma macropomum (tambaqui)
Lineage: Eukaryota; Metazoa; Chordata; Actinopteri; Characiformes; Serrasalmidae
Product: transmembrane protein 255B
Exons: 9
Coding region: 104-1009 (301 amino acids)
Source: RefSeq, a predicted model, not a curated record